AUGCCGACCCCACCACCACAACUGGUCUUUAGCAACGACAUCGCGCACAUGGAUGAAUGGGCAAGACGGACAGGCAUCCCCCUUACGAGCGCCGAAGCCCUGGGAACGAACUACGCCCGAGCCCGGAGAUGGCUCCUCUCUAUCCGCGCUCAGCUCGUACAGAACUUCGGGUGGUGUGAUAUCACCCCUCUCGACCCACGCCUGCUCUUCGACAUCGAGUGCCCGUCUCCAUACCGCUCUUCCAGGGGUCUCCCUCGUAGCCCCAAUAUGCGUCUACAGAUUCCCGCCAACGCCUCGUCGUUUUUCUCGCGUGAGAGGCGCGUACAGUGGGAGAUGGUCUUCCACAGCGCUCUCUUUCCUGGCCUGCGACAUACCGUUCCUGCUGUCGCGGACCUGUUGCAUCUACUACAGUGCCUGUUGACAGGCAUGCUCGUCCUUGUCAAGGAGGAACAAGUGCCAGGAGGGGGGUUGGAGCGGACGAUACGGGCUUUACCACCUGUCGAGUGGGUUCACUCGCACGAGUCAAUGCUCACAGAAAGUCUUGGUCCUACGCAUUACAGGCAAUUGUUCAGGGCCGCUGGUGACAAUCGAAUUGCCUUCAACCUCGAGCGCUGUUAA
Sparassis crispa is the source of this 618-nucleotide messenger RNA. RefSeq lists its product as hypothetical. NCBI's taxonomy places the organism in Eukaryota, Fungi, Basidiomycota, Agaricomycetes, Polyporales, Sparassidaceae. The transcript has a single exon. The coding region runs from base 1 to 618 and encodes 205 amino acids. The record is from RefSeq and is a predicted model, not a curated record.